UUUAUUAAUGUGCAACUUGUUAAUAAAAUCAAAAGUUCUUUGUUAUUUUAUAUAUAAUAUUUUUUUUAUCAUUUUUACCGUUACUACAAAUAAAAAUGGUAUCACUAGUUAGAAUGACAUUUUAAAAUAUAUCAACAUAUUUACAGUAAUGUAUGGGGAAUAUAAAGCUCAGAAUAUUUCUUAAAAAUAAGCCUAUAAAAAGAUUUUAACUUUUUAUUCUCUGUACCUAAUUUUUAUUCACGAUACAUUACAGGGUGAAUAUUCAAGAAAUAUUCUUACCUGUCAUAACCUUUAAAAGAAUAUUACAGAUUUGUAUACGAAAAUUAGUAUCCCUUACGGUUAUAGCAUAAUAUAUCUAAAAAAUAAUUAACAGUUAUCGAUUAUAAGAAAAAAAAUAUUCUUUAUGAUAUACUGUCCAACACUAAAUUCUAUACAGUUAUUUUUCAAACGUAAUACAGAUUCAUUUUCCACGAAAAUUGAAUAAGCGAAGCUACAAUGUCCAUGAGGAAAAUUUUCUCAUUGGUGUUUGUUAGGAAAGCAACAAAUAUUUUGUUAGGUUUAAAAAAGCGAGGAUUUGGAAAAGAUAAAUGGAACGGUUUUGGUGGUAAAGUGGAAUCUGGAGAAACAAUUCUACAAGGAGCUCUUCGUGAGUUAAAAGAAGAAUGUGGUUUAUCUGCAGAGGAUUUAAGAAAAAUUGGUAUUUUAGAAUUUGAGUUUGAAGGAAACAAUACAUUAUUGGAAGUUCAUGUCUUUGAGACAUAUCAAUAUUCUGGAGAAAUAACAGAAUCCGAAGAAAUGCGACCAAAAUGGUAUAAUAUAAAAGAUAUUCCAUUUAAACAAAUGUGGCCGGAUGAUGAAUAUUGGUUUCCUUAUAUGUUAAGAGAAGAAUUAUUUAAAGGAUAUUUUCUAUAUCGAGGUCAAGACCUAAUUCUUAAACAUAACAUUGAAACUGUGGAAGAACUACCAGUUAACCAUAUUCCUUGAUAAUGUUACACUCAUACUUCACAAAUACAUUUCACAUACUCACACAAGAAUGAUAUUAAAAAAUGUACUUUCACAUUUUUAUACUUACAUUAAAAUUUCAUUUCACACAAAUUUAAUCAUUUUUUCAUAAUAAAACUGGUUUACAAUUAUCAUUAUAUUCAGAUCAUUUGUUAAUUCUGCAUUAAAAGGACUUUUAAUAUUACUUGUACAAAUAUGUUACAGACUUCCUACAUUAAUUGUACUUGUAAUUUAAUUUUGUAUUAUGUAAAAGCACGUACAUUAAAAUAUCUUAAAUAUACAUAAUGUUUAAUGAUAUAUUUGAGAUCAUCAAAUAAAUGUUUCAAAUGCAUUGCAAGGUUAAUGAAUUCAUUUUCUAUUUUUUAUAUUAAAUGAAUUCAUCAUUUCUUGGCAAAUUUAAAUAUUUACAAAAAUAAUAGUAAAGUUACAAAACUAUCUUAUAUUGCAUCACACAAUAAUAAAAAUAUCCUGCUUAAACUACAUCUGGCUUAUAAAUAACAAUUUUGCAGAAAAUAUUUCAAUUAAGCACCAUAUAGCUUAGUCAGAUUGAAGAAUACAAAUUUUCAGCUUCAGUGCAAGAGAUCUUAUAUACAAAAGGUAGAAAGCUUAAAUUAUGGACUAAAUAUCAUGGACGUAUAGAACUGUGAAUUAGUUAUAUCACUGUUAUUUUUUGCACUUUUAUGUUUUUAACUAGAUACAAUUAUGCAGCUGACCAAUGUUCGGACCUCCAUAAUAGAGCAUACAUACUAUGCCUAAGAUCUUCUUCAUCUAACGAAUCAGUUGGGAAAUCUGUAUAUCUAGAAAUUAGACUUCUGUAACCUUGGCCAACUGUUGCUAAUACCAAUUUCUUUUCGUCUGCUGAUUUGAAUGAUAUUAUUUGGCAAACUUUACCCUCAAAAGGUCUGAAGACAGUAAUUGGUCUAAGAGAGUUACAUUCAGCUACAACUAUACAACCCCAAGUUGUACCAAUAUACAAUUGGUUUCUACAGGUUUCAAAUGUUGUUACUUGGCACUUUUCCGUUGAUAGAUUCUCCUCUAUAGAAAUGGACUUGAGACUUUCCGAACAAGGUACUAAUUUAGACAUAUCUAACUUAUUUAUUAUUUGCCUAGUAUCCACAUCCCAUUGAUAAACAAUACAUCCAGGAUACGUGUAUGAUAGAAUAGAAUUCUCAGCACUCAAUAAAUAUGUAGCAAAUAACUUUUUGAUGGCUGCAUCUUCAGUAACAUGAAAAAGCUGUAUUGUAUCUAUUAAACUGUUAUCUUUUAAUAUAUAGAUUGAUAUUCUACCAAAACUUUGUCCAACCCAUAAUUCCAGUAUACGUUUCUUUUUAUAAACAGCUGCCAAAGAAUAUGUCUUUAUAUUGUCUUGUGUGUCAGUGACAACUUCCAUUUUUUUCAUUUGAGUGAAAGAGUUUGUUAAUAAAAAUAUUCUUCCACUAUGCAAUGCAACCACGAACUGUUUCAUUUGUUCUAAAUAAAUUAAACCUACUACUUUAGAUUCUCUACUGUGAUCAGGUUCCAGAUUAUAGCUAGCAACACAGCCGAAAUUACUGCCUAAAUAAACAUGCACUUGACCUGCAUUAUCGCCAAUCCAAAUAUAUCCAUCUACUCCGCACAUUGCAUAUGGUAUUAUAGGAGUUUCAAUUCUAACAUGUUGUAACCAACCCUUUUGUGUACCCAAUAACAUAUCUACUUCGCCGUUAUUGUGUCCAAACCAAAUUUCAUCACCAUUCAUAUUUUCUUCUAUAGUUCUAUUUGUCAUGGUAAUAGCUGUUACUUGAGUUCUUUCUGUUAACAUUAUAACAUCUAUAAGAUGUGUAAAUUCAGGUGCAGAUGCAAUAGAAACUAUUUGACUAGCAGUUGGACGAUCUUUUGGAUUUUGAGCCCAACAUAUAACCAUUAAGUCAAGAGCAUAGCAAGGAUGAAAUGUUUCUCUAUACGUCAAUGGUGGUCUUCCACCUUCUAAAAUGCAUUCUUUAACUGCUUCGUGGCCUUCAAAUGGUUGUCUUAGAGUAAUCAAUUCAUAUAUAAACAUUCCAAAUGAAAAAGAAUCAACUUUUUCAGUAUACUCUUCUUCACCAUUAUACUUGAUAAUUUCAGGUGCCAUAAAUCCCUCAGUUCCACCAAAUCCUUUAGCACCAGUUGGUAAGGUUAAUCUGGAUAUACCGUAAUCAGCUACUUUAACAUGCACAGGAUGUUCAGGAUGGUCUUGAAAGGGUAGAGGCAUUUGCCAAACUAAAACAUUUUCUGAUUUUAAAUCUCUAUAAAUUACAUGUUGUUGAUGAAGAUAUUCUACAGCUUUUGCUACUUGAAGAAUUAUGGCCUGUAAUGUAUAUGGAUCUAAUUUAGCACCUGAACGUCUAUAGUUUUUUAGUACAUUAUCCAACGCACCUUCUGGUGCUAAAUCUAACACCAGUGCAAGAGGACUAACUACUAUACCAAUUAAUGGUACAAUAUUCAUGUGCCUGAGUGUUAAUAAAAUAUUUAAUUCCUGCCUAGCAGUACAGUAAGCUUUACAAGCAUAUUGUAAAGGAUCACGAUCCCAUUUACUUUGUGCAGCUUUAUAAGCUAAUACAGCAGAUUGUUUCGAAUUUGGUCCUGGUGGAACUGGUUGUAACAUUUUGAUGGCAACAUCAGUCUUCUGAUAAGUUCCAGUGUUUCAGUCCCAAAUCCAUAAAAAUAAUAUCUGGAGCUACGUGUGAUAAUGGUAUGUCAGAGUGUUUAGGGCAACUAAUUGGUUUAUUGCUAUAAGCAGAUAGAAUACAUUCUUCUACCAUCCAAGAAUAUGCUAAUAUACCUUCAAAUUGGACAUUUUGUUUAGCCACAUCUGGGUGACCUUCUAAAGAUGGCAUUCUGCUUGAUGUUAAGCUAUCAUAGCCUACUCCACUAUCACCAUCAGAUUUGUAACUAUCUUGACUUUGUCUUUCUUUAUUUACGUAAUACCGUUGAAUAUCUUCUGCUAACCGAUCAUUAUCGGUGAUGUCAUUUUCAUUUUCUCCAUUAUUUAAUAAGCAUCGAGGACAAGGUAUUAAACGGGUAACUAAUAAUUUACCCUCAGAUGUAUGAACGAAACGUGUACCUAAUGUAGGAUACCAAUCUUCUAAUAAAAUAUCAAUAUGGUCGACUAUUAGAGCUAGUAGUUGUGGCAUACUUUCCGGACGAGGUUCAACUACAAUUGCCUGAUAUCCCAUCGGUUCAUCAUCAGCUUCAUCAGUAUCAGACAUUAUCGGCUGCUUAAUUACUAAUGUAUCAAUUGGAAACCAAAUUUCUAAAAUAGCUGAAUUUUUUAAAUCUACUGUGCACCAUAUACCAUCUUGUUUUAAUUUAAAUUUAAAUUGUCUAUAAUCGUAUGGUACAUUUUUUAAAUUGUAAUUGACUUCUUUGAGACGUAGUAAAGUAAUAUUAGCGUAUCUUAAUUCUAUUCCUGUUUGCCAAAGUACCCAUUCUGCUGGCCUGUCUAAUAAACUUAUAAAAAUAUUAUCAUCAACAAAAUCUUUAAAUGGUGCCAAAAAUGACAUUACAAUUUCAACAAUAGCAUCAUCAGCUAAUAUUCUAGUUAUGAGUCUUGACCAAAAACCACUUGGAAAGUAAGACAUCAGAAGAAGUCGCGUGACGGAGCAAUCGGGUUGUGACCUAGAUGUUAGUACACAUUCAGCGUUUGGUUUAUCUCCAGAGGAAUGUUGAAAUACUGUCAUAGGAGACGUCAUUUUCUUAGAACGUACGUGCCAACCACGUGUUUUCACUGGUAUUUUAAUUACUUGAUUAUUUCGUAAAAGAUCUUCUUCAGUUGGCAGUAAAGAAGGAAUUAAUAAAGUGCGAUAGUCCCAAGUUAAUGCAACUUCAAACUUAUUUAACAGAUUAACAAUAUAUCCUUGUGUGUCUAUGGAUGAUAUUGUUGAAGAUUUAAAAACGUGCUGUAUAUCAUCUAAUUUCAUUACGCCAGAUCUAGCAAAUGGAUUAAUUUCGCGUAUAGUAACUACAUGCGCUAGCAUAUCGCAAAGCCAUUGAGGAUCAAGAAAGUAUAAAUCUUUCAAGGUAGCAUCAUCGUAGUGCAAAAUAAUCCCAUUUUCAUGGAGAAAAAGCGUUGCUUGAUGUAGUUCUGCGGGAUCUCUGAAUGAUCGAUGCAGUUUUUGUAAUUCAUUAUUUACUGCUGUAUAGUAUUGAUCAGCCUUUAAAACUGGAUCUGCGCCUGAUAAUUUUCUAUCGUAUGCAAGUUGUAUCACAACAUCUUCCAAGGCGAGGUAGCUGGAAGGAACUUUUUGCUCAAGUAAUAACUCUUUGCUGCCAGGUGAUCUUAAACUGAAAACAACAUCAUAAAUCAAAUUACACAACAUUUUUAUGUUGUGUCUUGUUUUACAGCUCACUUCUAUAGUUUCCAUAACCUUAGGUAAACCACAUUUUUCAGCAUCAACAACAUUUAUAAAUUUAUCACGAAUAUAUUGUUGUAAUGCUUCACUGUGUUCAUUUGAUAUGUCAUAAUGAGUGCCAACAAUAAUUACUGGUGUAUUAGGUGCUCUGCUUUGAAUAUUUACCAACCACUGAAAUAUUUCUGAAACACCCUUAAAACCAUCUGUGAUUCUCCAUACAACCAAGUACAAGCUACGCUUAGACAGAAAAUACUGAUGUGUUGCAUAAUAUUCUCUUUGCCCACCAAAAUCCCAGGUCCUGAAGUAAACAGGUCCAUGGGAUGACUGACCUCUCAUUUUUUUCUCAUAAAUCCAAUCUCCAAUGUCAACACCAACAGUAGAUAUUGUUGUUCCUCUUGCAGUCUUUGCAUUGAUAUUUUUAUUACCCAUUCUUUUUGCCCAGUGUUCAGAAGACUUUUUUUUAUUUGGAACUUCACCUUCCUGUCUCAGUUGUUCUAACAAACUUGUUUUUCCAAUACCUUGUAUUCCCACAAUCAUUAACUUCAUACGAGCAUAUGGUUUAGCAUCUUCUAAAAUUGAUUUCAAGUAACCAAUAACAUCCAUUGUUUUGUAUUUUUUGGAUUCAAUCAUUGUUUUUAAAGGGUCUUGUAAUUUACAACCUUGAGUAUUUAAAUUCCAUAAACGAGACAGUAAUCCCAUUUGUGGUGGUAAUUCAACAAUAUCUGGAUUACCACUUAUAUUUAAAACAGAGAGAUUGUUAAGCUCAUAAAUAUUCUGUGGUAUUUCUUUUAACUUAUUAUUACUAACAUCUAACAUACUAACAUUAGGGAACAGUAGAUACAAUUUUGAACCGGAAUAAGUCAUUUUCAUAUCUUUGUCUACAAUCUCUUCCUCUAGAGCUGGCAUUUCUCCAUCAUCGAUUGAAGUUAAUUGAAUUCUAUUUAACAAAUUGUUAGCAAGAAUUAAUGUUCUCAAAUUUUCCAAUCUCAAGUGACGCCUAUGUGUACAAACUGACAUUAAAACUACAUCGCGUAAAGAUGUUGUUUGUCGAUUAGUACCUGGCACUACUGGAGAUUGUACAUUUGUAGUAGGACAGUAACAUGCAGUAUUUGCUUGUUCCAUUGCAUCAGCACUAUCUACUUGUGGUAAGCUAGGCCAUCGAGAAAUUUGAUUAUUAGAUAAGUCUAAUUGUUUUAAACUCGCAGGAUAAGACGUUAUGUGACUCAUAGAUCUUAGAGAAUUGUAAGCCAUGUUCAAUCUUACCAAAUUAACAGCUAAGCAUGGUAAUGCUACCGGGACGCUAUUAAACAAAUUGUGCGCUAAAUUUAAAGAUGACAAUACCGAUCUUGCUCCAUUUUCGUUGUCGUCUGAAAUUUUUUCUGAAACUUGAACCGACCGAGUCCAAACGUGUGGACGAUUCAUUUCGAUAAUUUGUGCAUUUGCUAUUUUCGUGAAAGAUUCAAAUUCCAAUGAAUCUUCGCGUGAUAUACCAAAUUGAGAUGCUAAGCUGCGAUUACUUGGACUAUGAUUUAAAACAUCUUCACGUUGUGAUUUUCGUAAAAUAUUUUGUGAUAUUUGACUGGGCAAAUCUUUUAAUAAAUUAAAUGAUGCAUUCAAUUCUUUUAAUUUUGGUGCCCGCCAUAAAUUUUCUGGAAGACAUUGAAGUUUAUUAUUUGAAACAUCCAUAAUUUCUAAAACAGGUAAAUUCAUUAUAAAUUCAGGUAACUGUUCUAAUCGAUUGUCCUGAAGAUAAAGUUCUUCUAAAGCAGGACAUAAUUUGUCCUUCUGACUUUUUGGGUCAGCAGUUAGAGUAUCUAUUUUGUUUUGAGCCAUAUUGAGGUAUCGGAGACUUUGCAAAUAAAAUAUUAUAGAUGGUACAGAAGUAAUAGAAUUAUGAGAAAUGUCUAUUCUUGUGAUAGCAUACAAGACCAAGUCGUUAUUUUUAGCACUUAGUUUCUUGUUCACGUGCAGCACUGCAUCAAUUAACCAUUGAGACCUUAUUUGUGAGAGAUGACAUUGUUGAUUAUGCCAAUUUAUCAUUGUCGGUGUAUUUGGAAAUAACGUCGAAUAUGUAACGUUUCCAAAAGAAGAUAACGCUGAAAAGUGAGAAGUUUGAGUACAUUCAGUCAUGGCUUUUUUGUUAAUUUUAUAUUCAGAGUCUGGGUAAGCUUUUAUAGAUAAAAGCUUUGCUGUCAGCGGUUCAUCUCGAUUUUGUGCAGCGAUUUUGAUCGCUUUGCACGUAUUAUCCACAGCACCAUGUUUCAAUAAAAGGUCUGCAAUUCUUAUGUCACGCUGUUGACAAGCUAUAAUCAGUGCACUUGAGAAAUUACUUUCUGGAUCAUUUUGAUCACAAGGAACUUUUAAGGGUAAAUUAGGGUCGGCACCUGCUAAUAAUAAAGCAGUAACAACGUCUGUGUGUUUACUUUUCACGGCAGUGUGUAAAGCCGUUUCACUACCAUUGUUGCAGUACAAAUCCAAAUUUAAUGGACACAUCAUAUUGUCGUCUUUUUUAUCAAAUGCUUUACUUCUAAAAUUUAAACUAGACAUUAAUCUUUGAAUUCCACUUGAAAUUUUUCUUUUCGAUGUAGGAAGUGGCUGAGUAACUCCCAUAUCUUCUUCUUUAAUUUUUCUUGCUUUUACUUUAUAGUUUAAUAAUAAUUCUAUGAUCUUAAUAUUUCCAAGCAUGCUAGAUAUGUAGAGAACAUUCUGUCCUGUAACAUCUUGAGUAUUAAUAUCAAAUGGCAUUUCAUAUUCAAAUUCUCCAGAAGAAUCUUUGUAGCAUUGAUACAUAUUGUGUGGAUAUUCAAAUUUUAAUAGCAAAUCAAUGACUGUGUAAUGACCAUUUAUAGCUGCUGCAUGAAUUGGUAACCAUUUUUCCACUGUUAAAGAUUGUACCUGUUUAGGAAAGUGUCGCAGAAGCAAUUCUACAAUUUCUACCUUGCCAUUAUAACAGGCUAUAUAAAGUGGACAAUACUUGGUGACAGAAUGUGUUCUGCAAUCUGCACCAUGAUCUAGAAGCAAACGUACUAUAUCUUUGUGACCCAUUUCACAGGCUAUAAAGAGCAACGUAUUUGCACCAUUUGGUGCCAUGUUAAUGAUGUAUUCAAUGUCAGAAGUGAGUCCCUGAAUAAUAUUCCUAGCUGCUAUAGUAUCUCCUUGAAUACAAGUCGCGCGCAAAGAAGCAUGUGUUGCUAACUUUGCUAAUUCAUAUUUCUCUGCUGCUGAAUUAAGUAAAUUUUUGCAGGCGUCCUGUUUAUUUUUUUCAACUAUAUCUAUUGGUUUAUCACCAUUAUUGUCUGUAAUCAUUAAAUCUGCAUCGAAUUCUAAAAGCUUUUUUAUAUUCGAACUAUGACCAUGUUCUGCACAUAUGUGUAACGGUGUUCGGUAAUGGCCCCUUGGACCACACGGUAUAUUUGGAUUAGCACCAGCAGACAGUAAUACAUCCAAACAUCUUGAAUUUUCUGUAAUAGCUGCGGUAUGUAAUGGUGUUCUACCCCAUGAAUCUUGGCUGUUUAUAUAUUGUGCAUGUUCUCCUCGUAGAAGAUCUUCUAAUAAUUCUGCAUUGUCCCAUAAAGCAGCUUGAUGUAACAAUCGACCAGGAAAAUCUUCAUCGAUUGGAGUAUAAUCCUCCAUAGUGAGAACUAAAAAAGUUGAAAAUAUAGUUUUGUUUAUAAACUAGCCAGUUACAUAUAAUAGUAACUAUCAAAAUGUCAUAUUCUUUCAUAAUAAUAAUGUUACAUUGUUUAUUUAUUUAAGUAAAUUUUAGAAAGAAACAUAAUUAUAAAUAACUUCUAAAAAGAUUUUCUAGUUAGACAAUUCAAUUUUUUAUUUCUUGCACAAUAGUACCAUAUUUUGGUUUUGUUUAUUAUAACAAAAAUGUCCAUGCUUUUUUACCGUAAGAAUGUUAAUGAAUGUUUAUGCUUACCAGUUGUAUCUAUAAAUUAUUAUGACUUCCAAUUACACAUUCACAUAGUUUGUAUAUUCUUCUCUUAUGAUGUUUUGCAUAUCUUUUUAUUUGAAUUUGAUUAAAAUUGAACACUUGAUGUUCAUUGCAAAUUAUAUUAUGAAUAUUAUAAUUAUUCAUGAAUUUAAGUAUGUCCACUGUAUCUAAAGUGGAAGUUAGAUAUUUAAAAUUGUUUAUAAACAUUUGAGAAAUGUUAAUUACUUGUAUAUUUAUUUAAAAAGUAUCUCAUAUUUCAAAUUUAGUGUCUAAAUUAUUUAAAAAUUAUAAAUAUUUUAAUAAUAAUAAAAGUACUAUCACUUCUUUCAUUAGUAUACUAUGUAAUACCAUAUUUCAUUUUCUAAAUUAAAUAUGUAUUCAUAUAUGUAUGAAAUUGGUGUAUAUGUCAAAACGUAUAUAAAUUGAAGUAUAGAUAAAUAAUUAUCAUAAAAAUCAUGAUUUUGUUUGUAACUCACACUUAUCAUGAAACUUUUUAUAUAUCUUUUAACUGUUUUUCGUAUAUUAACAGAAGAGUAUCACGAUAGUCACAAUAAUUUUUAAGAUGAAAUGUAAGAACAGUACUAAACACAACACUUGGUGAUCGCCAUUUUGUCAGAUCUUUUUAUCGACUGUACACACCUUUAGAUACAAUUCUAUGCAUCAGUAACAUUGGAUCGAUUAAAAUAAACAGUGUUACGAGAGACAACUCGUCGGUGGUAUUACUCUCUGUAUUAUGUAAUACCAUUGAUGACUUUUCCAUUUAUUAAUUGAUUUUAUUAUAUGCAAUGUACAUCCACUAUAGUGAAUCAGUUUUGUUACUUACAAUAAGAAUAUAUUUAAUGUUCACUGCAAAACUUCAAUGUUUUGGAUCGUUUGUGUACAAUCUCCUCUUUCUCGCUUAUCUGACGAUCGAUGGAAAUUAAUGGAGUGUAGAUCUAUAUAGUACGGUGUGGACCAACCAACGAAAAGACGAAAUUUGGAGGAUUUAUAGGGCAGGAGGAGAAUUUUCAACUGUGGGCACUUAUCAGCUUUUGAGAUAUUAAUAAAAAACUUUUGGUAAUACUGUAGAAAGCUGACCGUAAAACCGAUUUUCCUAAAGUUGAUAAAUGUUAUACAAUUCGAUAUUUUUAACAACUUUUUUCUCUGAUAAAAAGCCUGCUCCGUUUCAAUUUCUGAGAUAAUCGCGGAAAGCUUAAAUUAAACCAACUAUUGUAAUAAUACUUAAAAUGUACUAUUGCACAUUUAAUGGAACUUUUAUUUUUAUAUUUGAAUGAACAUUAAGAAAUUUGUACAACUGUAUGUAAAUAUCACAUUGCUACAUAAUUUCAUUUAAUAUACACACCAACAUGUAAUAAAAAAUGUUUUAGUUUAAUAUGACGACCUGAAAUAACUCGUUAUUCAGUACAGAAAUAACUGUUUCAAACAAAAGUUGUAUGGUUUCUAAGGCAACAUACUGUUCUAUGUGACAGUACUGUAGUACUACAGUAAUGUAGUACAGUUUUUUUUUAAAUAGAAUAUCUAAUCUAUAUCUUUUUUAAUUCGAAUAGAGCCUGAAAUUCUGGGUAAAAAUUACUAGACAAGAUACAAUAUAAAAUUAACAUUUACUGAGAUAUUGUCGAAAUACGUUUUAAUUUAAUCAAUGUUCACUGUUGUCCAUUGGUAUCAAUAUAUUUGUUUAAUCAAAUGAUGAAUGAACAAUGUAUUUUUUCAAGUAUUGCUGCGGUUAUUGUGACGCAUGCACUAGUAUUCGAUUAGAAAAGUGAAAUGUCUUUGACUCGGUACACAUUCAUUUAUGAAGUAUGGUUUAACACUAGAACUACCGAG
This is a messenger RNA of Nomia melanderi (Alkali bee), 11133 nucleotides long. Lineage: Eukaryota; Metazoa; Arthropoda; Insecta; Hymenoptera; Halictidae. The record is from RefSeq and is a predicted model, not a curated record.